Messenger RNA from Fusarium mangiferae, 3783 nucleotides. RefSeq lists its product as uncharacterized. Gene Ontology annotation, molecular function: protein binding; calcium ion binding. Bases 1 to 3783 code for a protein of 1260 amino acids. Lineage: Eukaryota; Fungi; Ascomycota; Sordariomycetes; Hypocreales; Nectriaceae. The transcript is spliced from 5 exons. Gene Ontology annotation, biological process: endosomal transport; endocytosis. The record is from RefSeq and is a predicted model, not a curated record. Gene Ontology annotation, cellular component: cytoplasm; plasma membrane.
AUGGCGGCUGAUGAAGCGCCAAACCUGAACCUCUCCCCUGAGGAGAAGCGCACUUAUGGACAACUCUUCCGACAGGCCGAUUCAGACAGCGUCGGUGUCGUUGUCGGUGAAAUUGCUGUCAGGUUCUUCCACAAGACAGGUUUAGACUCCCGUAUUCUUGGCGAGAUCUGGCAGAUCGCCGAUAAGGAGAACCGAGGUUUCCUAACACCAGCUGGCUUCGGUAUCGCCUUACGACUCAUCGGACACGCACAAGCCGGCCGCGAGCCCACACCCGAGAUCGCCCUCCAACAAGCUCCCCUUCCUCGCUUCGAUGGCAUCGUUCCUCAAGCUACAGGUGCCGGUGGUAUUCCUCCGCCUCCGCCUGUUCCCGUCAGCUCGCCGCCUCCCCCGGCCGCUCUUCAAGCCCAGAGCACAGGCGGGCCGAUCCGCAUCCCACCCCUGACUCCUGAGAAGGUCGCUCAAUAUAGUGGUUUAUUCGAACGUCAACCUCUCCAAGGCGGUCAGCUUCCCGGCGACCAGGCCAGAACCAUCUUCGAGAAGUCCGGCCUGCCCAAUGAAGCACUGGGAAGAAUAUGGCAGCUUGCCGACACUGAGCAGCGUGGUGCUCUUGUUCUGACCGAGUUCAUUAUCGCUAUGCACCUUCUUACCUCCAUGAAGACAGGAGCUCUCCGAUCUCUCCCUAGUGUCCUCCCCGCUGGUCUUUACGAGGCUGCAUCACGCCGUGGUCCUGCCUCACGCCAAUCUUCGACUGGUCCUGGCAUCUCAGCCAUUCCUCGACAAGUCAGUGGAACAGCCCAGGUUCGCACAAACAGCCCUCUCGGUCGUCCUCCCAUGUCUCCUCAACAGAGUGGUGCUAGCGACUGGGCUGUGACACCUGCCGACAAGGCUCGAUUCGAUCAAAUUUACGCCGACCUUGACAAGGGGAACAAGGGAUAUAUCACAGGAGAGGAGGCUGUCACUUUCUUCAGCCAGUCUAACCUUCCCGAAGACUCCUUAGCCCAGAUUUGGGAUCUUGCCGACACAAAAUCUCAGGGUCAGCUUUCGCGAGACGAGUUUGCGGUUGCUAUGUAUUUGAUUAGACAGCAGAGAAGCGGCCGUUCUGUCCCUUUACCAACUACUCUACCACCCAAUUUGGUUCCCCCUAGUAUGCGCACCCAGAUUCGACCACAGACUGCUACAUCCGCCUUUGAUCCGCCUCCCCCACCUGUCGUACAGGCUCCUCCUCCUGCUCCCAAGUCCGCUUUAGAUGACUUGUUCGGCCUUGAAUCAGGCACGUCCAGCCCUGCACCCCCUCCCCCUGCUCAGGCUCCAAUGUCAACAGGAGGUUCCAACGCCAACGAUCCUUUCGCCGGUGGUUCUGCACUCACACCUACCUCUCCCGUUAAGCCAUCCCUCACAGGAACCGGCGGUUCAAGCUUUAAGCCAUUUGUGCCGUCAUCCUCAUUUGGUAGAGGCUUGACGCAACAGCCUACUGGUGGUUCAGCUGGUUCUGGCCAGAAGCUUCCGGCACCUUCUGCAUCCGAGGAUUUGUUGUCAGAUAACGAUGAGGCUAGCAAGAACAUCUCAGGGGAAACCACAGAACUUGCAAACCUUUCUAACCAGAUCUCAUCUCUGUCCAAGCAAACCCAAGAUGUGCAGGCCAAGAGGAAUACCACUCAAAAUGAACUGAACCAGGCCACAUCCCAGAAGCAGAACUUCGAGCAGCGACUGGCUCAACUGCGCACCCUCUAUGAGAAGGAGGCGCAAGAUACUCGUGCCCUUGAGGAGCAACUCAGCAAUGCACGGAAGGAGACCGCCAAACUUCAGUCUGAAUGCAUGGCGCUUGAAGGAACUUACCGUGAUACUCAGACGCAGCAUCAGCAGGUAUUGGCAGCUCUUCAGGCGGACCAACAAGAAAAUACCAACCUCCGAGAACGAAUUCGUGUAGUCAAUGGAGAGAUUGCGCAGCUCAAGCCUCAGAUUGAAAAGCUCAAGUCUGAUGCUCGCCAACAGAAGGGACUGGUCGCCAUCAACAAGAAACAACUGUCCACCACAGAGGGCGAGCGUGAUAAGCUAAAGGGAGAGGCGGAGGAGCUUACCAAGAGCAUUGAGGAUCUUCGGCUGGCAAACACUGGCUCGCCAGCAUCUGCUUCGGCUCAAAUUGCAAGCCCAGCUGCCUCGACCUCUAGCGCCAACAAUCCCUUCUUCCGCCGCACUGCAAGCACUGAUAUUAUGGGUGCAUUUGCUUCUCCUCCUCCCACUAAGAAUGUCUCUGACAAGUCUUUCGAUGACCUCUUUGGCCCCUCAUUUCCACCCAGCGCCUCGGCCACUCCUCCACCACCUCCACAGACCUCGUUCAAGCCCCAGCAUACUGGUGCCUCGACCGCUAGUGCUGGUUCAUACAGCACCCCUCCUGCUGCGAGCUCUCCUAUUAUGAGCCGCCAAGCAACUCUUGCUGCUGAGCCCCCUGCUCCCCCGGAGUCAAGGCAGAUCAGUUCCAGCUUCUUGCCCUUCCCUGACCAUACUGAGUCGCUCUCAUCCUCUCGCCAAGUGUCACCCCCUGCUUCGCGUGCUGAUGACCCUCUCCACGGUUCAGCCACCCCUGUUCCCGGUGACCUGAAGACUUCUGACAGCCCUGCCGGUGUUCCUGGUGCGUUCCCUGGCGAUGAGCUUGAUAAGUCUAAUGCCAAGGACGUAGCCUCUGCCUCUGCCUCUGCCUCUGACGACACUACCCGUGAAGCUGCUAAGGACGAAGCACCAAAAGCAACCGAGCCUGGAGAUCCAUUUGGCGGUAAUGAUGAGGCCAAGGCCAAGGCCGACUUCGAGAAUGCAUUUGCAGCUUUCACCACUGCUAAGAGCCAUACCAAGCCUUCGCCUGAAGCGAACAAGUCAUCUGCCUUUGAUUCGGAGUUCCCUCCCAUUUCAGAGCUUGAGCGUGAUGAUGAUGAGGAGUCUGACUCAAGCAGUGACAACGGAGGCUUUGAUGAUAACUUCACGCCUGCAUCACCGCCCGCCAAGCCCUUUGGCGAGAAGGCAAACGCAGGAGAGUCACCAGAAGCUACUCACGCAGUCCCUGCCAGCACGUCACCACAGCCAGUCCAGGGAGCCACCCCUCCCUCAGAACCCAAGGCCCCUAGUACCGAUCAGCCUUCAUCUCCUGCAACCGUGACUGAAGCCACUGCUCAAAAGUCAUCGGUUGAUGACAUCUUUGGCGUGGCAGCAACCGGCACUGCCCCUGCUUCGCAACAGCCUGCCCCUUCAAACCCCCCUCAGACUAAAGGUGGAUUUGACGACUUGGACAGUGACUUUGAAGGCCUAGAGGAUGCUAAGGAAGGCUCUGCUGAUGAGGAUUUUGCCAACAUCUCUCGCUCCGGACUGGACGACUUCAACCCCGUUUUUGAUAGCAGCCCACCCGGAAGCCAGACUAAGACUGAGUCCACUGCGUUCGGCAACGAGAGCUUCGACUUCAUCUCCCACAGCUCAACUGGCGCUGCUCAGACUGCUGUGGGAACCAACCAGCAGAAGGCCCCCGAGGCCCAUGACUGGGAUGCUAUCUUCUCUGGUCUCGACUCCCCUAGCGCAACUGCUGCCCAACCUGCUUCCACCGAGAAACCAGCGGGCGCUGAGUCCCAUCCUGGUCAGCAGGCUCUGAACCGCACUUUGUCAACUGAAUCCGAGCAUGAUGACCCAAUCCUGAAGAGCCUUACAAGCAUGGGCUAUAAGCGACCUGAAGCUCUCGAUGCUCUCGAGAAGUAUGAUUACGAUCUCGACAAGGCGGCGAACUUUCUGGCUAGCCGCUCAUAA